CAGCAGAGACAGAGCUCCUGUAAUGUCCUGUAACAUUCGGAGAUACCAGUACCGUAUGGCACCAUGAGACUCCUGAGAUGAUCCCUGCAUUUGAAGAAUGAUAGGUCCCUUCGUCAUGGCACAACAAACCGAUGCACCCCGGGCAGUAGUCUCACCUGCGAAGCCACAGUGGAGCACAGCGGAGCCCCUCAGCGCACUACGCUAACUGAGAGAUCCCGGGAGGACAGAUUUAUACCCCGGUGUACUUUACCAUGGAGGAGAACCGGGAACAGUAACUUAGAGAAGCAUACAGUAUCCACGACAAUACCAGUCAUCGCAAUGACCCGCUAAAAUCCUACCGCCGAUGCUUUCUCUGGAGAGUGGAUUGACCAUCUCCUAAGAGCGGAGGAGACGACCAGAGGCCUUUAUUCGUUUAUUUCAGUCUUCAGAUGGACCGAGUGCCCUUGGCACUGGACGCUAAGAUGCGCUGGAUCACGUUGAUGCUUGCCGGCUUGACUUUUUGGGGAAAAGUGACUAUUUGUAACUGCUUCGACUACGAAGAGUCAGACUAUUAUUAUUAUGAAGAGGAGAGAGCGGAGAACAUUGACUACAAAGACCCAUGCAAAGCUGCUGCAUUCUGGGGCGACAUCGCUUUAGAUGAGGAGGACCUGCGGAUGUUCCAGAUUGACAGGACAAUAGACCUGACACAACAUGCGCACAUGGACACACACUCACGACAGGGGCACACGUCUGGUGGCCUGGAGGAACAUGAAACUGCAAAGAAGAGAGGAUCGUUGUACCUGCUGCUAGAAAGAAUACAGAGAUUUGCUUUUGACUAUCUUCCUAAGAAUGCCAGCAAGAGAGACGCAAGUCCCAAAACUGGGAAAGGUGGAAAGACUGGGAACACUGUCAAGAGCCGUAUUCGUCGAGCAGCCACAUCCCGAGCUGAGAGGAUAUGGCCCGGAGGAGUUAUUCCUUACGUCAUUGGAGGAAACUUCACUGGUAGUCAGAGGGCUAUGUUUAAGCAGGCCAUGCGUCACUGGGAAAAACAGACGUGCGUAACGUUCAUUGAGAAGACGGACGAGGAAAGCUAUAUAGUGUUCACCUACAGACCCUGCGGGUGUUGUUCCUAUGUGGGUCGUCGUGGCAACGGGCCCCAGGCUAUUUCCAUAGGCAAGAACUGUGACAAGUUUGGCAUCGUGGUGCACGAACUGGGCCAUGUCAUUGGCUUUUGGCAUGAGCACACGCGGCCUGACCGUGACGAUCAUGUGACCAUCAUUCGGGAUAAUAUCCAGCCAGGCCAGGAGUAUAACUUCCUCAAGAUGGAGCCAGGGGAGGUCAACUCUCUUGGGGAGCCAUAUGAUUUUGAUAGCAUCAUGCACUACGCCAGGAACACCUUCUCACGGGGGAUGUUCCUCGACACCAUCCUUCCAUCCAGAGAUGACAAUGGGGUCCGACCUGCUAUUGGCCAGCGGGCCAGGCUCAGUAAGGGAGACAUUGCACAGGCAAGGAAGCUGUAUAGAUGUCCAGCAUGUGGAGAGACGCUCCAAGAGUCAACGGGUAACUUCUCGUCUCCUGGUUACCCCAACGGAUACCCUUCAUACACUCACUGUGUCUGGAGAAUAUCUGUUACACCCGGAGAGAAGAUUGUUCUCAAUUUCACCACCAUGGAUCUGUAUAAGAGCAGUCUGUGCUGGUAUGACCACAUUGAAGUUCGGGAUGGUUACUGGAGGAAAGCUCCUCUGCUUGGCAGGUUUUGUGGAGAUAAAGUUCCUGACGUCUUGACUUCCACCGACAGCAGAAUGUGGAUUGAGUUCCGCAGCAGCAGUAACUGGGUGGGAAAAGGUUUUGCCGCCAUUUAUGAAGCGAUCUGUGGAGGGGAGAUCUACAAAGACUCAGGACAGAUCCAGUCUCCCAACUAUCCCGAUGACUACAGACCCUCCAAAGAGUGUGUGUGGAGGAUCACAGUGUCUGAGGAAUACAAUGUCGGGCUCAGUUUCCAGGCCUUCGAGAUUGAGAGGCAUGACAGCUGUGCGUACGACUACCUGGAAGUUCGUGAUGGCGCUCUGGAGACCAGCCCUCUGAUUGGUCGAUUUUGUGGCUAUGACAAACCUGAAGAUGUGCGCUCUACGUCCCACACACUCUGGAUGAAGUUUGUUUCAGAUGGGACGGUUAACAAGGCCGGUUUUGCUGCUAACUUUUUUAAAGAGGAGGAUGAGUGUGCCAAGCCAGACAGUGGUGGAUGUGAACAGAGGUGUGUAAACACCCUCGGCAGCUUCAAGUGUGCUUGUGACCCGGGCUAUGAACUGGCUCCAGACAAGAAGAGCUGUGAAGCGGCAUGUGGCGGUCUUCUCUCUAAGUUGAAUGGGACCAUCAGCACUCCUGGUUGGCCUAAAGAAUAUCCACCCAACAAGAACUGUGUGUGGCAGGUGGUUGCUCCCACACAGUAUCGCAUCUCUAUGCAGUUUGAGGCUUUUGAGCUGGAGGGUAAUGAGGUGUGUAAAUAUGACUACGUGGAGGUGCGGAGUGGCCUCUCAUCUGACUCUAAGCUGCACGGUAAAUACUGUGGCACCGAGGUCCCUGAGGUCAUCACCUCUCAGUACAACAACAUGAGGAUUGAGUUCAAGUCGGACAAUACGGUUUCCAAGAAGGGCUUCAAGGCUCACUUCUUCUCAGACAAAGAUGAGUGCAACAAGGACAACGGCGGCUGCCAGCACGAGUGCAUCAACACACUGGGCUCUUACGUUUGUCAGUGUCGCCAUGGCUUUGUACUGCAUGAGAACAAACAUGACUGUAAGGAAGCUGAGUGUGAGCAUAAGAUCCACAGCCCCACUGGGACCCUGAGUAGCCCUAACUGGCCAGACAAGUAUCCCAGCCGUAAGGAGUGCACCUGGGACAUCACAGCCACGCCGGGGCACCGAGUCAAGAUUACCUUCACUGAAUUUGAGAUCGAGCAACAUCAGGAGUGUGCGUACGACCACCUGGAGGCCUUUGACGGGGACAGUGACACAUCAGCCAUCUUGGGUCGACUAUGUGGUGGUAAAAUUCCCGAGCCGCUGGUCUCCACUGGAAACAGAAUGUACCUCCGCUUCAUCUCUGAUGCCUCAGUACAAAGGAAGGGCUUUCAAGCUACACAUUCCACAGAAUGUGGAGGUCGUCUGAAAGCAGACUCUCGUCAGAAGAACCUCUACUCCCACUCCCAGUUUGGAGACAAUAAUUACCCAGGUCACGCUGACUGCGAGUGGCUGCUGAUGGCUGAACAGGGCUACAGCAUCGAGCUGAGCUUUAUCACUUUUGAGGUAGAGGAGGAAGCUGACUGUGGUUAUGACUACAUUGAGCUGUACAACGGAUAUGAUGCUAACUCGCAUCAGCUCGGCCGCUUCUGUGGUUCAGGGCCCAGGGAGGAGAUUUAUUCGCCCGGAGAUGCCAUGUUGAUCCGUUUCCAUACCGAUGACACUAUCAGCAAGAAGGGCUUCCACAUCCGCUACACGAGCACCAAGUUCCAGGAGAGCUUUCACACCAGGAAAUGACCUCACAUGCAGCCCGUGGCCUCUGACCUCUGUGCAGCCCCACCACUGUUAACCUGACCUUCACCAUGGCAAUGAGAAAAGUACAGCCUGUCCUGUCAUCUCAGGCCCAUGGAUAGAUGAGAACAUUUGUGGAUGUUCGCCAGCCACCAAAGGAAGACGAUACUGAUGCGAACAUUUGUCUCUCCUGUGGCUCCUCACAGGUCAUCGCACUCUUGAGAUGAGACAGGAAAUACAAUUACAUAUCAGUAUGAGGUUCAACAAAUGUGGGGAAAUGUGCUGUGAGCCUUUUUUGUGGAGGAGAUGAGUUUCAUAACUGCACAUCAAUCUGCCCUAGUUCAGUGUGGAAAGGAAAGAGGGCUGCAGAAGAUCCAGGUCAGUUAACAGAGAUCCUCAUGGUUUCACAAAUUCAGAAUUAUAAACUAUGGAUGUUAAAGGAACUAAAGAACUACAAGUAAAUGCAUCUAACAGGGGAGUUUGGUGUGUUUUCUGACUCCUUAAUCUUUGAACUCUGCAAAGUACUGUGAUCAAAUGGCUGCUUAUCACCCACAGUGACUGAAAGGAGACCCUAAAUAGACAUUUUUAUUGCCUUUGCUGCCUGGGAACUAGUCUCUUCAACCCAGCUCAGAAUGGCUGCAGAUGAUUUUAUUUCGUGUCUUAUUGUAAAACCUAUUGUGUUUACUGUGUGUGUAUGUGUGUGUAUGAGUGUACAGAGAAGGCUGAAGACUGUCUUUUGCUCUUUUUGCUUAAUGCUUCUGCAGACAACAGUGAUGGAAUGGAAAAAAUAAAUAAAUAAAUAAAACUUGUAAGAGGAGGAUUGUCAAAUGAUCUGUGAUGUUAAUGUUUAAGCCUUGCAUUAUGUUGUGCGUGUGUGUGUCUGUACAUUUCAAGUUUGCACCUUCUUAUAACAAACUUUCAUGGAUGUUUCCUCUUCACCCCCUAAUAAUCAUGAUUUUGUUUGUGGAUAUUGGAAGGGAAUAUUUUUCACAGCUGUCUCUUGGAGCGACGCUGUUCUGACUGACAGAGAGAUUCCCAUGGUGCUAAAAUAAAAAUACACUGAAUGAAGGUUUUCAAAUGGAGACAUGGUCAGCGUGCAAACAGCACACUGCAUCAACAGCACUAGUCCGGUGGAACUACAGUUUUGCCUUAGAGCCAAAUGUAUGCCCUCUUGAGGUCUCUCCUAUGUUCUUGCACAGGUGUCUUGUGUCAGUAGUGUUUGCAAGGUUUACUAGCAGCAUAUCUCAUUUGUUUGGAGGUUUUGAAUGGUUUUACUAUUGUGUGUGUGUGUGUGUGUGUGUGGGGCGGGGGGACAUACAUACACACAUGCUUAUAGAUCCACGUUGCGUUGUCCCGACCAUCUUUGAACACAGUGAAAUCCUCUCUGUAAAUUGUGAGUGUGGAGAACAAAGUGUUUUUAAGUUGUGGAGGAGUAUCAGGGGCAUACAGGCUGUAUCAUUUCUGUGUUAAAUACAUACAGUGUGUGUUUAUAGGAGAUUGUAGAGAACUAAUGUGUGUGUAUGUCUGUAAGCUGUAUGUAUUUUAGUUGAAUCAUUCAUUCAUUGCUGUAUGUGCCAAGCUCCAGGUGGCCCCGAUCCACAGUAGUUUCUGUCUAUCAACUUGAUGUCCUCUGCAUUGGCCAUUAAA
Monopterus albus (swamp eel) is the source of this 5150-nucleotide messenger RNA. RefSeq names its product tolloid-like 1 (gene tll1). Gene Ontology annotation, biological process: proteolysis. The transcript is spliced from 22 exons. Gene Ontology annotation, molecular function: metalloendopeptidase activity; calcium ion binding; zinc ion binding. The coding region runs from base 429 to 3509 and encodes 1026 amino acids. Lineage: Eukaryota; Metazoa; Chordata; Actinopteri; Synbranchiformes; Synbranchidae. The record is from RefSeq and is a predicted model, not a curated record.